UUGCGAUUAGUGCUAGCAAAACCAUUCACAAUUGAUAAUUGAUAAUUGUUCUUGUCCAGGUUGUCCGCUUGUUUGGUUAAGUAUUAAUUUCCUCGUUUUUUCACUUUCCACAAAAAUUUUCGAGUUGAUAUAGUGCCAGAAUGGGAGUUCCGGCUUUUUUUAGGUGGUUAAGUAAGAAGUAUGCGUGUGUUAUAGUUGAUUGCAACGAAAAUAAGACUACGGAUCCAGACACUGGAAAAGCUAUAUACGAAGACGCCACUCUCCCCAACCCUAAUGGGAUUGAGUUUGAUAAUUUAUAUUUAGAUAUGAAUGGUAUAAUACAUCUGACUCAUCCCGAAGAUAAGCCCGCUCCGAAGAAUGAAGACGAAAUGAUGGUAGCGAUAUUUGAAUGUAUUGAUCGCUUAUUUGGCAUUGUUCGUCCUCGCAAAUUGUUAUAUAUGGCCAUUGACGGAGUGGCGCCCAGAGCCAAAAUGAAUCAGCAAAGAUCGCGCCGUUUCAGGGCUGCCAAGGAAGCAAAUGAAAAACGCGUCGAAAUACAAAAGAUACGAGAUGAGCUUCUAGUCAAAGGUUGUAUACUACCGCCUGAAAAGACUGAUGAGGAGCACUUCGUCAAUUGUAUAACACCAGGUACGCCGUUUAUGGAUAGAUUAAGUAAAUGUUUACAUUAUUACAUCCACGACCGAAUGAAUACAAACCCUGCCUGGAAAGGCAUAAAAGUUGUAUUGUCAGAUGCCAAUGCACCCGGAGAAGGUGAACACAAAAUAAUGGACUACAUUCGGAAACAAAGGGCUCAACCAGAUCACGAUCCAAAUACACAACAUGUUUUGUGUGGUGCAGAUGCCGAUUUGAUUAUGUUGGGCCUGGCCACACAUGAACCUAAUUUUACCAUUAUAAGAGAAGAAUUUUUACCCAACAAACCUCGUCCUUGUGACAUAUGUAAACAAUAUGGACAUGAGAUGCAAAAGUGUGUGGGACUAGGCAAUGCAGGUAGCUCAAAUGAUGAAAGCUUUAAACCCGAUGUUCCAAUAAAUGCUGAAGUGAGAUUCAUAUUUGUACGUUUAAGUGUUCUUCGGGAAUACCUAAAAAAAACUUUGGAAAUGCCGAAUUUGCCAUUCAAGUAUGACUUUGAGCGCGCUUUGGAUGACUGGGUUUUUAUGUGCUUCUUUGUUGGCAAUGAUUUUUUACCACAUUUACCGAGUCUUGAAAUUCGUGAAGGCGCAGUGGAUCGAUUAGUAGAGCUUUAUAAAAAAUGUGUCUAUAAAACUGGUGGAUAUCUAACAAAUUCAGGCGAUGUGAAUUUGCAGAGGGUACAAAUGAUACUAACUGAUUUGGGCAAUGUUGAAGAUAACAUUUUCAAGGAGAGACAGCGACGUGAACAACAAUUUAAAGCACGUCAAAAGCGUCAGCGUGAAAACGAAUAUAGAGCAGAAAGUCUUGGCGCGUCAACGUUCUUUCAACCUAGCGCUGUAAAUCGAGGAGCUUCAGGCUCACAACGCGGUGCAUUCAAUUACAAGGAAGAAGCUAUGAAAUUAAGAAUGCAAAAUAAUAAAGGAGUUAAAAGGACAGCUGCCGAAGCAGGGCUUGAUAACGAUUCUGAAGAAGAUGAUAACGACGAAGUCCGAUUAUAUGAAGCAGGCUUCAAAAAUCGCUAUUAUGAAUCUAAAUUCGACGUGGGUACAAAUAACCCCGGCUUUCGCUACUCUGUUGCUUUGCAGUAUGUACGUGGGCUAUGCUGGGUACUAAAAUAUUACUAUCAAGGUUGUGCUUCGUGGGAUUGGUAUUUUCCUUACCAUUAUGCACCCUUUGCUUCAGAUUUUGUAAACAUAACGGGUUUGUCGACAAGUUUUGACAGAGGUACAAAACCAUUUAAUCCGCUUGAACAAUUGAUGGGUGUCUUUCCUGCAGCCAGCUCGUCACAUGUACCAAAGCCAUGGGCUACUCUAAUGUCCGAUCCGGAUUCACCAAUUAUUGACUUUUAUCCUGAAGAUUUUAAAAUUGAUUUAAAUGGCAAAAAAUUUGCUUGGCAGGGCGUGGCCUUGCUUCCAUUUGUAGACGAACGGAGGCUUUUUAAAGCUCUAAAACCGUAUUAUAGUAAAUUAACUGAAGAAGAGAUUCGACGUAAUAAACGCGGAGAUAAUCGCCUUUAUAUUGGAAAAUUGCACCCUAAGUUUGAAUGGUUUAAGCAUCAGCUGAAAUCACUUUCAUCUAUGGAGCAAAAAAUUUCUGUUGUUUUGGAAGGAAUGGGUGGUAGCAUUUUAAAAGCUGAAGAUAAUGUAAAAAUUCAAGGUUCACUUAAAUCGCCAAUAUAUGGACUGCCGAAUAUAACAUCCAACGAGCUUAUUACAGUACGCUUCCGGGAUCCUGAAUAUGACAUUGAAUUCAUAUUUCCUGCCAAACGGUUGCCUAACGCAAUAGAUCCUCCAAACGUACUUAACUCAAAUUCAGAAGGAGGACAGUCUGGACACAAUCGACCAAUUAUAGGAUUCAACAGAAACCUCCCAACUGGACAUUUGAGUGCAGGGGGUCAUAGAAUGUUACAAGCCAACUUGGGCAGACCCAAUUAUAACACGGGUGGAAAUAACAGGGGGCAAUAUCCUCGAGGACCGAAUCCCCAACAAAAUUUCCAAUCUCGAUCUGGUUAUAAUAAUUACCAAAACAAUUUUGGCAACAAUUCUGGCGGAAAUAAUUACCGGAAUAAUCAACAACACCAGCAGAGAGGUGGACAACAUAACAACAGAUUCCAAAGGUAUAAUCCUUAUGGGCAACAUAACAAUAGAUAUUAAUAAAAUUAAAGCUUUAGUUUAAUUUGUAAAAGAUAUCUUUUAAAAUACAAUGGACCCUAAUAUAAUCAAUAAUCAUAAGUUGAUACGUACUGUGUUAUGUACAAAAAAA
Rhagoletis zephyria (snowberry fruit fly) is the source of this 2892-nucleotide messenger RNA. Its product is annotated as 5'-3' exoribonuclease 2 homolog. The record is from RefSeq and is a predicted model, not a curated record. Lineage: Eukaryota; Metazoa; Arthropoda; Insecta; Diptera; Tephritidae. Gene Ontology annotation, biological process: nuclear-transcribed mRNA catabolic process. Gene Ontology annotation, molecular function: 5'-3' RNA exonuclease activity; RNA binding. Gene Ontology annotation, cellular component: nucleus.